Kazachstania africana CBS 2517 is the source of this 2313-nucleotide messenger RNA. Its product is annotated as alpha,alpha-trehalase. Bases 1 to 2313 code for a protein of 770 amino acids. The record is from RefSeq and is a predicted model, not a curated record. Gene Ontology annotation, molecular function: alpha,alpha-trehalase activity; calcium ion binding. The transcript has a single exon. Gene Ontology annotation, cellular component: cytoplasm. Gene Ontology annotation, biological process: trehalose catabolic process. NCBI's taxonomy places the organism in Eukaryota, Fungi, Ascomycota, Saccharomycetes, Saccharomycetales, Saccharomycetaceae.
AUGGCUGAUCCUAUGUCUCCUAUUAGCCCUCUGGCUAAUAGCACUCCUAACUUCGUCACAAACAGUAUCCAGCAACAGCAAACCGUCCCACCAUCAAGAAGACAUCAUAGAAGAAUGUCCUCUUUAAAUGAAUUUAAUGAUCCUUUCUCAAAUGCUGAAAUUUAUUAUGGACCUGCUACUGAUCCAAGGAAAGUUAGUACAAAGAAGAAAUUUAAUAGAACAAGAACAAUGAGUGUUUUCAAUAAAGUUUCAGAUUAUAAAAGUAAUAUCCCCAAGGAUCAUCAUUUAAAGAGACGUGGUUCAGAGGAUGAUACACUAUUAGCAAGUCAAGGUAAUCGUAGAUUUUUCAUCGAUGAUGUGGAUAAGACGUUGGAAGAAUUAUUGGCAAAUGAAGAUACCGAUAGAAAUUAUCAAAUUACCAUUGAAGAUACAGGUCCAAAAGUCUUAAAAAUUGGUACUGCAAAUUCUCAUGGUUAUAAUCAUGUCAAUAUUAGAGGUACUUAUAUGCUUUCAAAUCUUCUACAAGAAUUAACCAUUGCUAAAAGUUUUGGAAGACAUCAAAUUUAUUUAGAUGAAGCACGUAUUAAUGAAAAUCCAGUUAAUAGAUUAUCAAGAUUAAUUACAAAUCAAUUUUGGAAUAAUUUAACAAGAAGAAUUGAUUUAAAUAAUAUAGGUGAAAUUGCAAUGGAUACUAAAAUUGAUACCCCUGAAGCCAAAAAUCCAAGAGUUUAUGUCCCUUAUAACUGUCCAGAUCAAUACGAAUUUUAUAUUCAAGCUUCACAAAUGAAUCCAUCAUUAAAAUUAGAAGUCGAAUAUUUGCCAAAAAAUAUUACACCAGAAUACGUUAAAUCUUUAAACAGAACUCCAGGUUUAUUAGCAUUAGCAAUGGAAGAACAUGUUAACCCAUCUACUGGUGAAAAAUCAUUAAUCGGUUAUCCAUACGCAGUACCUGGCGGAAGAUUUAAUGAAUUAUAUGGUUGGGAUUCUUACAUGAUGGCAUUAGGUCUAUUAGAAAGUAACAAAAUUGAUGUAGCAAAGGGAAUGGUAGAACAUUUCAUUUUUGAAAUUGAACAUUAUGGCAAAAUUUUAAAUGCAAAUAGAAGUUACUAUCUUUGUAGAUCUCAACCACCUUUCUUAACAGAUAUGGCCCAUAUUGUCUUUAGUAGAAUUGGUGGUAAUAAUAAUCCAAAUGCUAUAAAUUUUUUGAAAAGAGCAUUUAAAGCCGCUAUCAAAGAAUAUAAAACCGUUUGGUGUGCAUCUCCAAGAUAUGAUCCUGAAACUGGAUUUUCCUGUUAUCAUCCAGAUGGUAUUGGUAUUCCACCUGAAACUGAACCUGAUCAUUUUGAUACCAUUUUAUUACCUUACACUAAAAAAUAUAACGUUUCAUUUGAAGAAUUCAGACGCAUGUAUAACGAAAAGGAAGUUGAUGAACCUGAAUUGGAUGAAUUCUUCUUACAUGAUCGUGGUGUUAGAGAAUCUGGUCAUGACACCACUUAUAGAUUUGAGGGUGUGUGCGCUUAUCUUGGUACUAUUGAUCUAAAUGCUUUACUUUAUAAAUAUGAAGUCGAUAUUGCCAAUUUCAUUGAAAAAUAUUGUAAAGGUAAAUAUGAAGAUCCUGAAGAUGGUACAAUGUCUACCACGGAAGAUUGGAAAAACUUAGCUGAGAAGAGAAAAGAAAAUAUCACCAAGUAUAUGUGGGAUGAAGAAUCAGGCUUCUUUUUCGAUUAUAACGUUAAAGCUAAAGAAAGAACAUCUUACGAAUCAGCAACCACUUUUUGGACUUUAUGGGCUGGUCUAGCUACACCAGAACAAGCAAAAAUUAUGGUGGACAAAGCGUUACCCAAAUUAGAAUCUUUAGGUGGUCUUGUUGCAUGUACAGAACGUUCCAGAGGACCAAUUUCUAUCAAUAGACCAUAUAGACAAUGGGAUUAUCCAUUUGGUUGGGCACCUCAUCAAAUACUUGCAUGGGAAGGUCUCUGUGAUUAUGGUUAUACUGCAACUGCAACAAGAUUAUCUUAUAGAUGGCUUUAUAUGAUGACAAAGGCUUUUGUAGAUUAUAAUGGUAUCGUUGUAGAAAAAUACGAUGUUACAAGAGGCACAGAUCCGCAUCGUGUAGAGGCCGAAUAUGGUAAUCAAGGUGCAGAUUUUAAAGGUGUUGCUAAAGAAGGUUUUGGUUGGGUCAAUUCUAGCUAUUUAUUAGGACUAAAAUUUAUGAAUAGUCAUGCAAGAAGAGCUCUAGGUGCAUGUAUUCCACCUGGUCCAUUUUUCAAGAGCUUGAAAGCAGAGGAAAAGAAACUAUACGGUUUGUCUUGA